Arabis nemorensis is the source of this 849-nucleotide messenger RNA. Lineage: Eukaryota; Viridiplantae; Streptophyta; Magnoliopsida; Brassicales; Brassicaceae. The record is from the annotation of a GenBank genome assembly.
AUGGGAACUGGUACAACAAUGGUGUCUGGAAAAGUAAGGAAAGAUCUCUCGACCAAAACGUAUCAAAAUGGUAAUAUUCCGAUCGUUGCUUCUACAGAGAAUCGUUCAAGUUCACGUAAGAAGAAGAUGAUCCAACGACGGAACAAGGAAACUGUCAUCUGUCCUGUCCAGAAACUGUUCGAGACUUGUAAGAAAGUUUUCGCUAAUUGCAAAUCCGGAACCGUCCCUUCUCCUCAACACAUUCAGAUGCUUCGAGCUGUUCUCGACGAAAUCAAGCCUGAAGAUGUUGGUGUGAGUCCUAAAAUGCCGUUUUUUCGAUCGAAAAUGACCGGUCGAUCUCCGUUAGUAACUUACCUUCACAUCCAUAAAUGUCAUAGAUUCUCGAUUGGCAUAUUCUGUUUACCACCAUCUGGUGUAAUCCCACUUCACAAUCACCCGGAAAUGACUGUAUUUAGUAAGCUCUUGUUUGGUACAAUUCACAUCAAAUCCUAUGAUUGGGUUUCGGAUUCUCCUCAGCCGAGUUUGGAUACUCGUUUGGCGAAAGUGAAAGUAGAUUCGGAAUUUACGGCACCUUGUGAUACUUCUAUACUCUAUCCGACGGAUGGAGGGAAUUUGCAUUGUUUCAUCGCGAAAACCGCUUGUGCGGUUCUUGAUGUUCUUGGUCCUCCGUACUCUGAUCCCGCAGGACGUCAUUGUACUUACUAUUUCGAUUACCCCUUCUCCAGUUACUCAGUUGAUGGAGUCGAUGUACCGGAAGAGGAGAAGGAAGGUUAUGCGUGGUUGAAGGAGAGGGAAGAGGAGCCAGAGGAUUUGAAGAUGUCUUUGAAAGUACAAAAGGACAGAAUCUAG